AUAAAAAAGAAAACGUCAAUUGACAUUGCAGAUCAGCUGAUUCUCCGAGUACAAUACGUUAAUAUAACACCGGUAAUUACGCAAAUCUUUUAUCAUUACAUUGAAUAUAUUUUUCGUGUGGUGGCUCGAACGAUGAACGAUAUUCGCCGUCUGAAGGAACAACAGCGAGAUAAACACCCCGGAUUUGGCUCCUAUCUAGAGUGCAUGACAAGGUCUCUGUUUACCGGUUUGGCAAGCUUUACUAUCGGAUUUUCGGCAACAUACUUCCUGCAAAAGUUGCUCGCUCACAAAUUGCCAUAUCAACCAAAAACUGCAAUUCUUAUAUCCUCCUUGAUUGCAACCGGGGCUUCGUACAAGGUAACAACAGAUCGAACAAAGUCUUGUCAGGCUGGUUGGAUGGCCGCUGAAGGGAAGUACACUGCACUGUCCGAAGAAGAAAACGAGGAUUCUAUCUGA
Molecule: messenger RNA, 456 nt
Organism: Malaya genurostris
Lineage: Eukaryota; Metazoa; Arthropoda; Insecta; Diptera; Culicidae
Product: transmembrane protein 141
Exons: 3
Coding region: 133-456 (107 amino acids)
Source: RefSeq, a predicted model, not a curated record